Aspergillus heteromorphus CBS 117.55 is the source of this 684-nucleotide messenger RNA. RefSeq names its product DNA-directed RNA polymerase III subunit RPC25. The transcript has 7 exons. The record is from RefSeq and is a predicted model, not a curated record. Gene Ontology annotation, cellular component: RNA polymerase III complex. Gene Ontology annotation, biological process: transcription initiation at RNA polymerase III promoter; DNA-templated transcription. NCBI's taxonomy places the organism in Eukaryota, Fungi, Ascomycota, Eurotiomycetes, Eurotiales, Aspergillaceae. Bases 4 to 585 code for a protein of 193 amino acids.
AUCAUGUUUAUCCUUACUACGAUCUCCGAUCUGAUACAGAUCUCCCCGGAGGAUUUCUCCAAAUAUAGCGCUGUGGCUCUUGAGGAUAACAUCAACGAGAAAUAUGCCAACAAGGUCAUCCAAAAAAUCGGCCUAUGCAUCGGGUUCUACGACCUACUCGAGUCGUCCGAUGGUCUGAUCGGCCAUGGCACCGGGCUGGUCAAUGUGAACGUCAAAUUCCGCCUGAUUGUUUUCCGCCCGUUCAAGGGGGAGAUCGUGCUGGGCAAGAUUUCCAGUGCUACCGAGCACGGCAUCAAAAUUGCCGUCGAGUUCUUCAACGAUAUCCUUGUGCCCCCGGACCUUCUGCUGGAUGGCGCCCGGUUCGACUACGCCGACCAGGUUUGGAUCUGGGAGAAUGAAGACGGCUCCACAUUCUACUUUGAUGUCGGAGAAAUCGUCCGGUUCCGGGUUGAGAUGGAAGAAUGGCACGAUCAGAUCCCCAAUGCCCCCGAUCUUGGGGAUGGCGCUACGAUUGAGCGCAAGGCGCCGUAUUCUAUUAUAGGAUCUAUGCAAAUGGCUGGGUUGGGACCUACGUCAUGGUGGUGAUUGAUGGCUGUGGGUUUGUUUAUUGCACAGGAUGAUAGAAUUUUUGUAUGUGGGGUUGGAUAUACCACGCUGGGAUGUAUAUUAUUUUUUCUUAAAAAG